CAGGCACUGAUUGCGCUCUCCGCUGCUUACGUUAUAUACUGCGUGUUUUACAGGCAUACUCCUCUUCCCAUCAUUGGGAAAUACACACAACCAGGGAAAUGGUAUUCAAUAAAGAGGGCAAUUGUGUACAUUUACUGUCUUGUACGAAAGUGGAGGCAUUCUGCUAAGUUACCAACAGGUGGACAUUGCUUAUUACUGGAAAGCAAAUCUGGAUAUGCUGGAUUGGAGCAGCCACAACUCCUCUGUGACCAUGCUUGCGCAUUUGAUUCCAUGUAUAUUGGUGGAUUGGAUCGUCAUGGCAACUGGUUAGUUGCACGCAUUACACGGCUUCCGGGCAGAACUGCUGAGGUGUGGCUGAUGUUGAAGCUAGCUGAUGGCCAAUACUACCAUUUUCCUAGCUUCCCUGACACCAGGGUGUACAACUGUGACGGGGAAAGCUUCACUGCCGGAGGAUUGCAAAUUGAAUUGCUUAAACCCCUGAUGAAGUGGAGGGUAACAUUUAAUGGCCUGCUUAGGGAAGGUGAGAGGAGCGAAUGGAACGCAGAUGAUGAAGGAAAGUUGGUGCAUGUAAAGUUUGCUUUUACUUGGACAGCUCUUACUGGAGAGUUUUCUUAUGAAAAUUACUAUGAUCCAUGGACAGUGUCUGAUGCAGUUGCUAGAGAACCAUGGAGUAGAAAACUCAAGGAUAAUUUAAUGAACCUUAGUAAGAAGAAUAAGAGGUAUGAGGUAUGUGGACAGCUGUAUGGUAAACUAACUGUGGAAGGUGAGGCAGAGAGGACACUAUUACUGAGAGGAGUAAGGGAACAUUCCUUCGGUAUUCGGGACUGGAAGACGUACAACAGAUACAUUUCUAACUGGGGACAUUUGAAGGAUGGGACUUUGUAUUCAAUUUCGGCCAAGAGUAUGUAUGGCGUUUUGAGUCACAUUGUCAGCGGAUACAUAGUCCUGCCAAGUGGGCAACGUUGUGUGCUGAAGUCAACCGACCUGCACUUGUCACGACUCGGGGAGUUUACACAGCCUCCUGAUAAGUUUGACUUCAACGUUCUUGCAGGCCAUUUCGAGUGCACAAUUACAACAGAAAAAAAGCUGGAGCAGAUUCUCUACGUAGGAGAGAGAUGGAGUGCCAAGAUUCAUGAACAGUUAACUGAUGUAACAAUAAAUGGAGUCAAUGGCUGGGGAGUCACAGAGUACAUGUACAGAUAUAGAGAAUCAUGUCCAGUACCUAUUCAGAAAUCGGCUUCAUUGCCAGUGGAACCAGAGAUUAAAAAUCCAGAUGCUUUGGUACUACCAUUUAGCAAUAUCACAUGCACUGCAUCCCAAAUAGUUGGAGGCAAAGGAGCACAGCUUGCUUUACUAACCCAGCUUCCUAGCAAGUUUCAGGUUCCAAAUGGUUUUUGCAUAACUGUAGCUGCUUACAGACAUCACCUGAACAGUAACAAGCAGCUUAAAGAUCUUAUCCAAGAGCUUCAAGAUGUGUCUUCAGAAAGAAAGCCAGGUGAUCUACAUGAAAUAUCAAAAUUACUUGUGGAAAACUUCACAAAAACGAAGCUUAGUCAACAUUUGGUGACGACAAUUCUGGAACAAUUGACACAAAUGUUUGGGGAUAUGUGGGAGAAAAAAGCAUAUGCUGUGCGCUCAUCGGCAAUCGGAGAGGAUGGAAAAGAAUCAUCAUAUGCUGGGCAAAUGAAAACAUUCCUCGGAGUCAAAGAGUCGAACAAGAUCUUCGAAGCUAUUUUGAAAUGCUGGGCGUCUUCAUUUGCAUAUCAAGUUGUGGAAUACAGGAGGAACCAUGGUCAGGUUAUAGCAGCAGACGUGGGUGUCUGUAUACAGGAGAUGCUGAAUGCAGAUGUUGCUGGUGUACUCUUCACUAGAGAUCCAGUGUCUGGCAACCCUGGUGUCAUGACCAUCAAUGCUUCAUACGGAAUAGGCGAGGCAGUUGUAUCUGGAGCCACAGAGCCAGACACAAUCUAUCUGCAAAGAAGCUUCUCUAAUAAGCUCAGCAUCAAGGAGACUGUCGUGGGAAGUAAGGCAAUGAAGAUGAUUGUAGACAGUGAGUUAGGAGGGCUCAUGCAGGUUGAGAUGGAAAACAAUGGGGAAUGUUGCUUACCUGGCAAAGUGGCAUUGGAUCUGGGAUGUAUUGGCAUACAGGUCGAACAAUUGUUUUCUUCGGAACCGCAAGACAUCGAGUUUGCUCUGGAGGAUGGUCAGAUCUACCUGUUGCAGUCUCGACCAAUCACAUCCCUCAACAUUGAGUCAGAUUUCGAGCUCACGCAUGAAUAUGAUGGUCCAUUGAUUAUAGAUGAAGAAAUGUUUACGAUUGCUAAUGUGGGGGAGGUGAUACCAGGGUGUAGUUCUCCACUUUCAAAUGACAUCAUGAUGUCUGGAUUCGCAACAUCUUUACAGCACUGGCGAACAACUGUUGCAGCUUUUGCUCAUAGAUCAAAUGUUGAAAUGAUGAUUACAUCAUUUUGCAGACAUGUUUUUAUAAAUAUGUUAGGAGGCAUGUACUACAUUAAUGAAUAUACAAUGGGAAAAGACACGAGACAGGCAAAAGAUGAAAUGGACCUGGGAUUGUUCAUGCGUUCUCUGGGAGAUGAAGUGCUUGAUGAAAUCCACAAGCGUUACCGCACUACAAGAACAUCAUGGUAUCAAAAAAUUAGGGGACAGCUGUUCUGUAUAUACGAUGCGCUGGUUGUACAACGUCAUGUCGCUAGCAUGGAAGCACUGGCAGAGAAUAUCAAGACAGAUAUGAGCAUCACUGAUCCGCUCACGUUCUACAAUGAAGUAACAAAAGACCUUGCAGCCAGUGUGAAUGCUUGGCAUCACCAUAUGCAUGUCACCUACACAUCGUUAUUCACCUCUGGACUAUUACAGGCAAUCUUAAGUGGCCAGGGCUCAUCAAAAGACGUGAUGUCAGAUCUGGCCAUGCUUCUGUCCAAUUGCACGGACGUGGUCAGUGCAGACGUUCCAGCUGCUGUCAAGAAAAUUGCACUAGCUGUGAUUGAUAGUGGUAAAGCAGAGUUCUUUCGAGAAUUGACUCCCGAACAGGCAGUUGAUUGGCUGAGAUCAAGUGAGAGUGGUGAUUUAAACCAGCUAUUCAAUCAAUUUAUUGAAACACAUGGUCACCGAGGCAUGAGAGAGAUUGAUUUAUCGGCAAUUCCCUGGAGAAUUGAUCCAGUGCAAGUUGUUAAAAGCAUACAGUUUAUGACGAAGUCACCAGACCAGUUAAAAGACACAAAGUCCUACAUGAACAAUGAUGAAAUCAUCCACAGGAUAAAAACUCCAGUUGGUUUCAUCAGAAAAAAAAUUUUACAAUUUCUGGUGCCAAUAGCAAAGAAAAGUGUGCGCAUGAGAGAAAUGGCUAAAAGCAAUUCCAUUAAGUGCAGUGACUACCUGCGCCAAGUACUCACUAGACUGGGUGAACUGCUAGUACAAGAGGGCUACCUUCCUGACAAAGAACUGAUAUACUACUUCACCUUUGGUGAAAUUGAAAGGUUGAUCAUCUCUCGUUCUGCCAAACUGGUCAUCAGAGCAACAAGAAGAAGAAAGCUGACACCAGCUUUAACCAAACUCCAGUUCCCUGAGAUACUAUCUGGCUAUCCGAUGCCGAUUGAAGACGACUGCUCCAUAGAUGUUUCCAAUACACAGCAAGUGACAGGUAUGCCAGUAAGUCAUGGCACUGUUAGAGCCAAGUGCAGGGUUGCCAUGACACUAGGGGAGGCUGAAACUAUACAGCCAGGAGAGGUGUUGAUUACACGGUCAACAGAUAUCGGCUGGUCACAUGUCUUCCCAAUGAUAUCUGGGCUAUGCACAGAGAUGGGAGGCAUUAUAUCACAUGGAGCUGUGGUGGCAAGAGAGUAUGGACUGCCAUGUAUUGUAUCUGCCAGGAAUGCUACAUCAAUAUUCAAAACUGGAGAUGAGGUGAUCUUGAAUGGAGCUGUUGGCACAAUGGCAAAAGUUGUUUAGAGUUGCACUGGUGACCUGACAACAACCGACUAAAGACUUGUAUUUAAUUUUUUUUACACAUUUUUGUAAUUAAAAAAAUGUACACAAAAUAGUACCAGAAUCAAUAUGUCAGUAUAACAAAUGAAUUGGGCGUCUAAGCAAAGUGAUAUAUACAUAUAUAUAUAUAUAUAUAUAUAUAUCACUGAAUACAGAGUGAUACCUUUAUACCUAUCAUUAGCUAAACAGUUCUUGUGAAAUUAUAGGGGUAUAUAAGAUGUUGAUCUUGAAUUUAUUUUUGUUUAGAUUGUCUGUGGCUUUAAUGAAGCAUGCUAUAUAUAUAUAUAUAUAUAAUUGAGGUGUAUUAUAAACUGUUAUAGCAGGUGGUUCUUUUAAUCACAGCAAUCAAUUAAAUUAUUUAUAGUUUAAUUACAGUGAAUUUUACAACAAUAGAACGAAUUUAGUCGGA
Priapulus caudatus is the source of this 4411-nucleotide messenger RNA. Its product is annotated as putative phosphoenolpyruvate synthase. The record is from RefSeq and is a predicted model, not a curated record. Gene Ontology annotation, biological process: phosphorylation. NCBI's taxonomy places the organism in Eukaryota, Metazoa, Priapulida, Priapulimorpha, Priapulimorphida, Priapulidae. The coding region runs from base 271 to 3966 and encodes 1231 amino acids. Gene Ontology annotation, molecular function: kinase activity; ATP binding. The transcript is spliced from 36 exons.